AUGGCAUCAGCAACGCAGAACAGCCCUUUCCUGAAGCAACUGACCUCGAGCGACCGCCGCAAGCGCGACCAGGCAGUCGACAGCCUAAGAACAUACCUACGCGGGCGCACAAGGUUUGAGGAGGUCGAGCUGCUGAAGCUAUGGAAGGGGCUAUUCUACUGCAUGUGGAUGCAAGACAAGCCGCGGAACCAGCAACGGCUGGCGGUCGACCUUGCGGGCCUGGUCGAUGUUUUGUCUCACGAGGCUUUCAUUCCUUUCCUCGAUGCGUUCUGGAAAACAAUGGCGCGGGAGUGGAAGGGGAUUGAUGCGCUGCGAAUGGACAAGUUCCUGUUCCUCAUCCGGCAAUACCUAGCAGCUUCCUUCCGACAACUAGCUAAGCAACAGUGGGAAGGCGCGGAGAGAGUGGAGCAGUAUAUGGAUGUUCUCCGAGCGACGCCACUCAAUGCGAGGGAUCAUAAGAUACCGAAUGGCUUAAGAUAUCAUGUCAUUGAUAUCUAUGUCGAUGAGCUGGAUAAGGUGGAUGUGGAUCGGGAGGGUCACAUGCCACUGGAGCUGCUGCUGCGGCCGCUGAAGGCUUUGGGAAAGGAGAGUCCGACGAAGGCGGUACGGUUGAGGGUGAAGGAGACGCUGGAGGAUGAUGAGCGGUUGAGGAAUUGGAACAGCAAAGAGGACGGUGAGGAAGAGGAUCAUAAGCGACAAGACGGGCCUGAAACAGCCGGACAAGGAGCGGAUGAAGAUGGGGACGAGGAAUGGGGUGGCAUCGAUGAGUAG
Coniosporium apollinis CBS 100218 is the source of this 771-nucleotide messenger RNA. RefSeq lists its product as uncharacterized. The coding region runs from base 1 to 771 and encodes 256 amino acids. Gene Ontology annotation, biological process: rRNA processing. The record is from RefSeq and is a predicted model, not a curated record. Lineage: Eukaryota; Fungi; Ascomycota; Dothideomycetes. The transcript is spliced from 4 exons. Gene Ontology annotation, cellular component: preribosome, small subunit precursor; nucleus; preribosome, large subunit precursor.